This is a messenger RNA of Cyclocybe aegerita, 2088 nucleotides long. The record is from the annotation of a GenBank genome assembly. NCBI's taxonomy places the organism in Eukaryota, Fungi, Basidiomycota, Agaricomycetes, Agaricales, Hemipholiotaceae.
AUGGCUGGUGACUUCAACUGUGUGUCGACGACUUGGGAUGACUACGAGCAUGGCGAGUCGUCGACGGCAAUAUCACUGCGGGAUUCCGCAUCUCAGAUCGGCCUCGAGUGGGCACGACCUUCCAACCAUGGACCGACGAGGAUCAGUCCUAAUCCAAACCAGAGAUCCAACGUGUUGGAUCUUGUAUUCUUAGCUCCAUCUGAGAUCUUAAUCUCGAUGCCCAGAUUGGAGCACGAUCUCCAGGGGUCUCCCGAACCGCCCGGAUCUGGGCGACAGACAAUUAAACCCGGAAGUGAGGCUGAGAAGUCUUUCAUUUCGGAUAUUCUCCGGGAUCUUGCAGCUAUUCCUACACCUGGCUUGCCCAUUCACUCGACCGAGUCCAAACCUACCAAGCGCUCCAAGUCCUGGUGGACGGACGAGUGCUCGGAGACAUUUGGAGUAUAUCAGCUGAGCCAUUCGCUCGCUGACUACAACAAGUUUAAGAAGGCGUGCAAAGACGCCAAGCGGGAUUUCUUUGAUGAACGCAUCGCAGAAAUCACUACCUCUCGCAAGCGCCCAUGGGACCUAAUGGAAUGGGUCAAACAGCGCAAGCUACCACCCUGUGAGGCUAUUUGCAAUGGCGACCAGCCUUGCCACGAUAUGGACGACCUCUGGGACGCCCUACACGGCACGUACAACUCGGCCUCUGGUCGUGAGUACGAUGCCUCAGUCUUAGACAAGCUUCCUGAUGAGCCAGUCCGCGAGUGGGCUGACUUCUCAGAGCAUGAGUUGUUGAGUGCCCUUAAGGGGUGCUCCAACUCCUCUGCACCAGGACCGGACCAUAUCACAUGGGAGUCGCUAUCGGUUAUCGUUCCGAAGCCAAACAAGCCCUCCUAUUCUGUACCGAAGGCCUUUAGGCCGAUCGUACUCCUCAUCACUUUUGGUAAACUUAUCAAAAAGAUGAUUGCAAAUAGGAUACAGUUUGAUGCUGUCAAGCAUGAUAUCUUCCAUCCCAACCAACUUGGCGGUAUUCGCCAGAGGUCUACUGAGGAUGCUGGAUUGAUUCUGACCCAUCUCGUGCGAGCGGGGUGGGUUAAGGGUCUCCAGACUAGCGCGCUGGCUUUUGACAUUGCGCAGUUCUUCCCUUCUAUCAACCAUGAGAUGUUCAUGGCUGUCCUACGCAAGCAAGGAUUCUCGCCAAUCUUGGUGGAGUUCUUUGCUUCUUACCUUGUUGGACGUUCCACAGUUUACUGUUGGAACACCUUCCAAUCCGACUCACGUUCUGCGGACGUGGGUGUCAGGCAGGGCUCAGCUCUCUCGCCUGUUAUCUCUGGGCUGUUCAUUGCUCCGGUAAUGAAGCUCUUCUAUAUCAAGGCGGCGCCACUUAACAUGACGCUGCUUUCCUUUGUGGAUGAUGGGACCAUUCUGGCCCAGUCCAAACAACUCGAUGAUAAUAAUGUGGGCCUGCGUAAGGCCUACAAGAUUAUCUACCUUCUCUUUGUUGCCUUUGCGCUUGUUCUUGAACACGAUAAGACCGAGUUGUUUCACUUUUCGCAUCGACGAGAUGCCUACAAUCCCUCGCUGGAUCUGGGGUACGCCCCUCAUACCGGCGCCACACCUGUGAAGCCCAAGACCUAUUGGAGGUACUUGGGCUUCUACUUUGACCGCGGGCUCACGUUUCAUGAGCACGUUCGCUAUUACGCCACCAAGGCGUUUACCACCGUGCAGGCCAUGCGCAUGCUCGGAAACUCUACUAGAGGUCUCUCGCCUAAACAGCGCCGCCUAUUAUAUCGGUCGUGUGUAGUUCCCAUUGCCACAUACAGCUAUCGUCUCUGGUAUUUUGAUGGCGCCCGCAAUAAGGGCGCAAUGAACCAGUUGAAACAGAUGCAGCGAAAAGCUGCUCUAUGGAUCACAGGUGCUUUCCACACCUCUCCUACUGGCGGUCUUGAGGCCCUCGCUGGCCUCAUCCCCGUCCAUCUCAUGCUGAAGAAGCUGGCGACGCGUGCAGUGUAUCGCGUCGCUACCCUCUCAGACACUCACCCUCUUCGCUCUAUGAUGGGCGAGGGACUCUCAAGCGAGCCGCACCACAUGCUUGUUCUGCCGCCUUGA